AUGAUCGAGAAUGGCGCGAUACAGACAAAGCGUAAAAUUUCCACUUCAAGUGCAUCAACUAUCAUCGAAAGAGAUUUCUCACGGUUCGCUCAUUCCAAACAACAGAUUACGAGAGAAACCCUUUUUCGAAAAUUAUAUAAAAACAUUGGAAAUAACGAGCAGACAUGUUAUAACUAUACUUUGCGGCCUAGAGGUGAUGGAUUAUUAGGUAGAUAUAGGCUAAGAUUGACAAAUUUGACCUCUGGGAGUUUGAAAAAUUUUAGAGAAAAUAAUUUUUUUUCUUUAGGCCAAAUUAACGUCGAUGAUAAAGCAAUAAAUUACUUGAGUUCAAAUAAUUUGAGUGUCCAAUCGAACGUUUUUUCGAUGUCCACCACAGAUUAUCAUGACAACAGCCCAAGGACCGCUCCAGUGCAAUUAUCUAACUUCCGUACCACUAUGUGCACAGCAUGUGCCGGUCAUAAAGCUAAAUACGCAAACAACAAAUUUGAUUACAGUUUUUCAAAUAUAAAAUCAUUUUCCAUCCCCAAAAUAUCUGUGCGGACAAGUCCAUUACUAAUUUCUACUUGCAUGCCUGUUGGACGUCAUAGCAUAGAAGCCGAGAAAUUUCCAACUGAAAAUCAUAUCGAAACAAAUUUAAAUAAUGUAAAAAAAACCGUAUCUCGUUGCACAGUUCACAAAAAUAAUGCUGUUGGCAAUGAUGACAAAAUGUUUUCUGAAAAAUGUGAAGAAAAUUCAAAUCCUGUAAUUAUCAAUAAACUAGCAAAUGACGAUCAAUUAAAAAAUUAUAUGAACAGCAAUAAUAUAAAAAAAAUACUUAAUUCUAACAUACACAACAAUAAAGUUGUGGCAACAAAUUUACUUGAGAAAAACACAAAGAAAAGUAAAAGCCAAAAACGUUAUUUAAAAAAACAAAUGAAAAAAGCUAAGACUGAACAUAGAAAUAUUUCUAAUUUUAAAGAUAGAACAAAAGUUAUAAAGGGAAAACGAAAAAAAACAAAAUCAAGGAAAAGAUUAUCCGAAAGAGUUUUAUCAAAAUCUUCAUCAAAACAUUUACAAAAAUUAAAAAUGAAUAAUGAUCAAAAGGGUUCCGACAAAGAAAAACGGACAUAUGGUCAUUUAGUCAAUCACGUUGGCUCAAUAAGUGAUUUGUUAUCAAAAGAUUUUCUUCAAAUCCACAAACUGCUCAACGAAAUUGAAAAUAAACGCGAAUUUAAACAAGUUAAGGUCACACAAAUGCUUUCUCACGAUCCAGGAAGAAUGUUAUUAAAAGACAUGGAUGAUAUUGAUUCUCUGCUUGAUGACAUGUACGAUUUCAGGGAUCAUAAAUGUGCUGUAUUAAAUAAAAUCAUGACAAUGCAGGCACGAAAGGAUAAAGAGAUGGCAAAACUGCAAACUGAUUGGAACAAGGCGGCCAACAAUAACAGAAAUCAACACAACGACAAAGAUAAUUUUAGUCAAAUUAAUAACAAUAAUAUUCUAGAUGAAGUGGAGUGGGAAUGUAGAAAAAACGCUGAGGAGCUUAAUCAAGUUUUUUAUUUUGUAGAUAACAUUAGACGAAACAAAAUGUUUUUGCUCCAAAUAGAGAAAAAUAAAAUAAUGGAUAAACAAACCAACAAUGAAACUUACUGGUACAAAAAAACACAAAAGAACUUGGAGAAACCAGGCAAAAUAAAAGAAAAAUAUAUUACACAGUUAAGUACUAACUCCGAUUUUAACAAUCAAAUAAAUUUUAAUCUAAAUAAAUAUUCAGACGAAAAAGUUAGUGAACGAAAAGAAUGUCACCAUGAUAAAUAUUCUGAGUCAAAUAACCAAUCCGUAAAUAAAGCUCUCUAUCAGCAAAAUUUAAAGAAUUCCUUACAAAAAGAAAAACCUGAAAGUAGUCAUGAAAAGCAUUUCGUAAAAAUGUCUGAUUUUACAUGCCAGUGCAAAUCAAGUGUUGAUACGGGUGUCGACGAAAGCUAUUUAAAACAGGCACUUGAAUUUUAUAAUAUUUGGGCGAAGCCAUUAGAACUUACUGAAACAUUUACUGAUUGUUUUUUCGAGCGAAUAACUAUGAUUUCUCCAAAUAACAAUAAUUGUAACGAAAUACUUCUUACUGUAUCAAAAGAGAGUCUGAUUAAAAAUGUUGCACUCACACCGAACAGACCCACAACGCAAACGACAUGUACAGCAAAAGACGAACAAAAAACAGGCGAAUGUUCAACAUGCGAUCUCAAUGGCUACGUUGGAGAGAAAACAGAUGGUUUUGACAACGUGCAUGGCGGUUUUGGCUAUGGAGAACGGAAUGAAGAUGAGAACCGCAUCCUUGAGUUUGCUGAAAGUCACGGGUUUUGUUUACUGAACACAUAUUUUAGAAAAAAGUUGGAACAUCUCAUAACAUAA
Messenger RNA from Helobdella robusta, 2382 nucleotides. RefSeq lists its product as hypothetical. The coding region runs from base 1 to 2382 and encodes 793 amino acids. NCBI's taxonomy places the organism in Eukaryota, Metazoa, Annelida, Clitellata, Rhynchobdellida, Glossiphoniidae. The transcript is spliced from 2 exons. Gene Ontology annotation, cellular component: nucleus. Gene Ontology annotation, biological process: chromatin remodeling. The record is from RefSeq and is a predicted model, not a curated record.